Agrilus planipennis (emerald ash borer) is the source of this 472-nucleotide messenger RNA. RefSeq lists its product as uncharacterized. Gene Ontology annotation, molecular function: protein binding. The transcript is spliced from 4 exons. The record is from RefSeq and is a predicted model, not a curated record. Lineage: Eukaryota; Metazoa; Arthropoda; Insecta; Coleoptera; Buprestidae. The coding region runs from base 59 to 358 and encodes 99 amino acids.
AUAUAUAAGCUGAUAAACCUUUUCCAUAGUUAUAAAUCUUUUCUUAUCAACAGGUAAUAUGAAGAUUGUUUCAGCGUUACUUUUAGUCGCUUUCGUGGCUCUAACCUGGAGCUACGGGGAAGCCAGGGAAUGUCUCGACUGUUCUUUUAUUACUACUCGUUAUAUUUGUGGUCGCAAUACAAAAACCGACAAUCUACUUACUUUCAAAAAUAAUUGUGACUUGGACAGAUACAACUGUUUAACUAGAAACGACUACAUAUUUGACAGAGAUGGCCGUUGUCCUGGUAGGAGCGAUGCCGAAUCCCCGAACUCUAAUGAUAGCGAAUCUUCUCCGAUAGCCAGUGGUGAUGGUCACUAAUAGAUCAGACGAUUUUGAAAACAAAUUUGGCUGAAAUUUAAUACAUAUGUUCUACAUGCAUUGAAUAAAAAUAUGUAUUGGUUAAUAUAAAUGAUUAAAUUCACGUAAAAUAGU